GCCAGUUCUUGGAUUCACUAUGCCUUAGCUGCAGGAGCAGGGGGUACAUAGCCCUGAGUCUGCUGCCACAAGGAAGAGGAAGGUGAGCCAUUGGCUCGAGGGAAUAUUGAGCCCAGAGCCUCAAUGAAGCCACCUCCUGUGAGCUUGUGUUAUUCUCAGAUUGAAGGAACGUGUGGGUUUAGGAGGCAGUAAAUUGCAGUCAGGUGCCAGCCCCAGGAGUGGGCGGUCUGGUCGAGUUGGGCCUCUCUGGGGCUUCGGUGGCUUUCCCCAGGGGACGCUGUGACACGCCCUCUGAGGCUCUCGCUCUCUCCUGGGUGAGCUCGAGGGGUGCAGCCACCCCACAGGGACCAUGCCAGAGGUGCUGCUUCUCAGGUCUGCCAGCUCCAUCCUAAGGACUGUGUUCUUAAGCAGACUGCUGCCAGGUGGGCCUGGGUGUGUUCGAAAACUUAGUUUGAACCUGAAGUACCAGCAAGGAAUAAGGCCGAGUGUACGAAGCAGCUCCCUAAUUGAUGGGCGGACACUCUCCAAAGAGUCCCCAAGUCAUGGCCUGGCGCUCUCAGCUCCAGAGAAGGCCUCCCCGUCAGAUGCCACAGAGGAUGCGCUGUGGACGACGCGGGCAGAUGGCAGAGUGCGCCUGCGCCUGGAACCCCUCUGUACGCAGCUGCCCUAUACCGUGCACCGGAUGUUCUAUGAGGCCUUGGAUAAGUACGGGGACCUCAGCGCUCUGGGCUUCAAGUGCAAAAACAAGUGGGAGCGCAUCUCGUACUACCAGUACUACCUGAUUGCCCGCAAAGUCGCCAAAGGCUUCCUGAAGCUCGGCCUGGAGCGAGCCCACAGCGUGGCGAUCCUCGGCUUCAACUCCCCAGAGUGGUUCUUCUCUGCUGUGGGCACCGUGUUUGCCGGGGGCAUUGUCACUGGCAUCUACACCACCAGCUCCCCAGAAGCCUGCCAGUACAUCGCCCAUGACUGCCGUGCCAAUGUCAUUGUGGUUGACACACAGAAGCAGCUGGAAAAGAUACUGAAGAUCUGGAAAGACUUGCCACAUCUAAAGGCAGUGGUGAUAUACCAAGAACCACCACCAAGGAAGAUGGCCAAUGUGUACACGAUGGAAGAACUCAUAGAACUGGGACAAAAAGUGCCCGAAGAGGCUCUAGAUGCCAUCAUUGAUACCCAGCAGCCCAACCAGUGCUGCGUGCUGGUCUACACAUCAGGCACCACUGGAAACCCCAAGGGCGUGAUGCUGAGUCAAGACAAUAUCACGUGGACAGCGCGGUACGGCAGUCAGGCGGGGGACAUCCAGCCAGCAGAAGUCCAGCAGGAGGUGGUGGUCAGCUACUUGCCCCUCAGCCACAUUGCUGCCCAGAUCUACGACCUGUGGACCGGCAUCCAGUGGGGGGCCCAGGUCUGCUUUGCAGAUCCUGAUGCCCUAAAGGGCAGCCUGGUGAACACACUGCGGGAAGUGGAGCCCACGUCCCACAUGGGGGUGCCCCGUGUAUGGGAGAAGAUCAUGGAACGGAUCCAGGAGGUGGCGGCUCAGUCCGGCUUCAUCCGGCGCAAGAUGCUGCUGUGGGCUAUGUCAGUGAUGUUGGAGCAGAACCUCACCUGCCCUAGCGAUGACCUGAAGCCCUUCACAAGCAGACUGGCCGAUUACCUAGUAUUAGCCAGGGUCCGUCAGGCUCUGGGCUUUGCCAAGUGUCAGAAGAACUUCUACGGAGCGGCCCCCAUGACCGCAGAGACGCAGCGCUUUUUUCUGGGUCUUAACAUCCGCCUGUACGCAGGCUAUGGCCUCAGCGAGAGCACUGGCCCCCACUUCAUGUCCAGUCCCUACAACUACCGGCUUUACAGCUCCGGCAGGGUGGUACCCGGCUGCCGGGUGAAGCUGGUGAAUCAGGACGCGGACGGCAUUGGUGAGAUCUGCCUGUGGGGCCGCACCAUCUUCAUGGGCUAUCUAAACAUGGAGGACAAAACAUGUGAGGCCAUUGAUUCUGAAGGCUGGCUGCACACGGGCGACAUGGGCCGUCUGGAUGCUGAUGGCUUCCUCUACAUCACGGGGCGCCUCAAAGAAUUAAUCAUCACCGCAGGUGGGGAGAAUGUGCCCCCAGUGCCCAUCGAGGAAGCUGUGAAGACGGAGCUGCCUAUCAUCAGUAGUGCCAUGCUGAUCGGGGACCAGAGGAAGUUCCUGUCCAUGCUGCUAACCCUGAAGUGCACGCUGGACCCAGAAACAUCUGAGCCAACAGACAACCUGACUGAGCAGGCCGUGGAGUUCUGCCAGAGGGUGGGCAGCAGGGCCAGCACUGUGUCCGAGAUCGUGGGGCAGAGAGAUGAGGCCGUGUAUCAGGCCAUCCACGAAGGGAUCCAGAGGGUGAAUGCGAACGCGGCAGCCCGGCCCUACCACAUCCAGAAGUGGGCCAUUCUCCAGCGUGACUUCUCCAUUUCGGGGGGAGAACUGGGUCCCACCAUGAAACUGAAACGGCUCACUGUUCUGGAGAAGUACAAAGACAUCAUCGAUUCCUUUUAUCAAGAGCACAAACAGUAGUCAAGGGCCAUGCUCAUGGCACCCACUGGAGGGAGGACAGGCUGUCGGGGCAUCUUCCUGAGCUCCAGGUGUCUCCCCUGGACACAGGAACUCUGACAAGCUGCUUUCAUCCCUAGGUUCAGGACACAGCAAUGGCAUCUCCAAUACCUUAACCACUGCUCCUGUUCCAGUGUCAGACAAGAUCAUUCUCCUUCCGAAAGGAAGACUGUUCAUUUUGGCCUCGGUCCAGGCAGACUUACGAGGUUCUAGUUCUCGGAACAGGCCUCCCAGGGCUGGCUGUCGGAGGAGGGAAAAGGAUGACAGUCCCAUUACUAAUGUGUGCUGCAGAGAGAGCACGGCCUGACGUAACUCCGGCACCUUCUUGGACACUAGUACCAGACGCUCUUCCACCUCACACACAACAUACUUGAUGCUUAACACACUGCUGCCGCUUCCGUGACUGUAUUUAAUGUGUCAUUUUGAGUAUUAAACCUUUUAACAGACCAUA
Peromyscus leucopus (white-footed mouse) is the source of this 3023-nucleotide messenger RNA. It is a transcript of the gene Acsbg1, whose product is annotated as acyl-CoA synthetase bubblegum family member 1. Gene Ontology annotation, cellular component: membrane; endoplasmic reticulum. Gene Ontology annotation, molecular function: long-chain fatty acid-CoA ligase activity. NCBI's taxonomy places the organism in Eukaryota, Metazoa, Chordata, Mammalia, Rodentia, Cricetidae. The coding region runs from base 350 to 2536 and encodes 728 amino acids. The record is from RefSeq and is a predicted model, not a curated record. The transcript is spliced from 17 exons.